AUGGCUGAGAUAGUUGGUACCGUUGUACUCGGUGUUAGCGUGAAUUUUGUACUGGAGAAGGCACUUGCCCUCGCCAAAGCCACGGAUUGCCAUAGAUUUUAUUUCCGUUGCAGAAUGGCACCUAAGUUUCAGGACAUCAUCAUCAAGUUGGAAGACAUCAAUAAACAAGCCAAUGAGUUCGCGUUGCAAUAUAGAAUGUCAGAACCGCACUUUUCUACUGCUGGUACCUCAGUCAAUAAUAAUCAUGAGACUGACUCUUUUGUUGCUCCAUAUGUUGUUGUAAGACCUGAUGAUGAUGAUGAUUGGAUAGUUUUGUGA
Oldenlandia corymbosa var. corymbosa is the source of this 318-nucleotide messenger RNA. The record is from the annotation of a GenBank genome assembly. NCBI's taxonomy places the organism in Eukaryota, Viridiplantae, Streptophyta, Magnoliopsida, Gentianales, Rubiaceae.